AUGUCUAACGGCGUUUAUGCCGCUCUGCCUACCACUACUCGAGGCCAGCCUACCCCUCUAUCAGCGGACUCAAAGGGCGAAAGAAUAGCGUACGCCUCCAACAAGUCCAUCUUCCUCCGUUCCAUAGACAACCCAGCUGUUUCUACUCAAUACACCCAACAUAAUGCUGCUACAUCCGUUGCCCGGUUCUCUCCUUCUGGCUACUACGUUGCGUCUGGGGAUGCUUCAGGCAUCGUAAGAGUCUGGGAUAGUUCUCCCAACGGCUCAGGAGUCACAAAGGGCGAAUAUGCCAUUAUUUCCGGUCGAAUCAAUGAUAUAGCUUGGGAUGGUGACAGUCAGCGCAUAAUAGCUGUGGGCGACGGGAAACAACGCUACGGCCAUUGCGUGACAGCGGACUCCGGCAACACUGUUGGCGAGAUCAGCGGUCAUUCGGCACAGGUCAAUGCGGUCAGUAUACGACAGCAGCGGCCCUUGAGAGCAGCUACGGCAGGUGAUGACAAGAAUCUGGUCUUUUAUCAUGGAGCGCCGUUCAAAUUCAAUGGCAUCCCUGGACGAGGAAACCAUACCAACUUCGUCUACGGUGUUGCCUUCUCUCCAGAUGGAAAUCAUCUACUUAGUGUGGGAGGCGACAAGAAAGUCUUCCUCUACGACGGGAAGACUGGUGAAAUCAAGACCGAAAUCGUCGACUCUGGAGAUGGCCAUACUGGAAGUAUCUUCGGGGUCUCAUGGUCCAAAGAUUCCAAGAGCUUCGUCACAUCAUCUGCUGACCGAACUGUCAAGACGUGGGAUGUUGAGGCUGGCAAAGUUACCCAUACAUGGAAGUUUGGCGACACUGUAAAUGUCUCUGAUCAGCAGGUCGGUGUGGUUUGGCCUGCGGGUAGAUCAGACGGUCUGAUUAUUUCUCUCUCCCUGAGUGGCGACCUGAAUUACCUCAACACAAACUCUAGUCAGCCAACCAAGGUCAUUUCAGGCCAUCAGAAGAAUAUUACCGCUUUAGCCACGUCAGGAGAAGGUGCCGCUGCAACGCUGUGGACCGGAAGCGCCGAGGGCAGGAUAGUAUCUUGGAACGCCUCGAAUGGCGCAGCAGAGGCCGUCGAAGGCGCAGGUCAUAGCAACAUCGUCUCAGGGGUAGCAGUGUCGACCUCUGAAUCUCACCCGCAAGUUUAUACAGUUGGCUGGGACGAUACCCUCCGAACCGUGGAUGCUGGCGCGAAGACUUUCACGGGCAAACCUACCUCACUCUCGUCACAACCUAAAGCAAUCACAACAGUCGACGGCCUGGUAGUAGUUGCGCAGGUUGAAAGCGUGUUAGUCUACCGAGAUGGCGAAGAAGAUGGUGAACUACCCCUGAAAUCAACGCCUACGUCUCUUGCCUCAUCCGGCAGCACUGUGGCAAUCGGCUCGCAAGACUCCAGCCUCCGCCUCUUCUCCGUCGUGCCAGGAAAAGCACCUAAACAAACCGCCGCCAUUGACGCCGUCUCUGCCUCCCCACUAACAGCCAUAUCCUUCUCUCGCGACGGAACGCUCCUCGCUACUGGCACGGCAGCUGGCAAAAUCUACGUCUACAAAGUAGGUGGUGGCGGACUUACAGGCCUCGUGACAGGGGCAGCAUCUCUGGAGCUAGUUACGGACCGCUGGAGUGCACAUACUGGCAAGAUUACGGGCAUUGCAUGGAAUCCAGAGGGCACGGGCGCGGUGUCGACGUCUUUGGAUACGAAUAUCUUUGUCUGGAGUCUCAAGGAGCCCGGUAAGCGAGUCAAGGAGACAAAUGCGCAUAAGGAGGGUGUCAAUGGUGUGGUUUGGGUGGGAGACACGGUGUACAGUACGGGGGCGGAUGCAGCGGUGAAGCGCUGGAAGGUCAAGAUUGCUUAA
This is a messenger RNA of Exophiala bonariae, 1872 nucleotides long. RefSeq lists its product as uncharacterized. Gene Ontology annotation, cellular component: cortical actin cytoskeleton. Gene Ontology annotation, biological process: actin filament depolymerization. The record is from RefSeq and is a predicted model, not a curated record. The transcript is spliced from 2 exons. The coding region runs from base 1 to 1872 and encodes 623 amino acids. Lineage: Eukaryota; Fungi; Ascomycota; Eurotiomycetes; Chaetothyriales; Herpotrichiellaceae. Gene Ontology annotation, molecular function: actin filament binding.